AUGGGGAUCCAAACAUAUCGCAUCGCUGCCCCCAUUCUGAUGAUCCCCUGGAUGUCCAUCUUGGUCAGGCUACUUCAACUCGACAAACGCGACAACCGCAUCAACCAAGGAGCUGCGGCAUAUUCAUUCUACUUUAUGACCACCGCUCCACUCUACCUCUACUGCGUGGAAAUCCUUGGCAUGGGAAUUGCUUGUCUCGGCCUCCCUCGCAGCUACACCUUUGGUAUUCAGAGUGAGCCGAUCGUGACCCGGUGUGAUGCUGGCCCAUGGAUCGGACAGUCCGACAGAGAAGCGUGCUACACCUGCAAAUCUUACCUUAGAUUCAUCGACUAUAAAGAUGGCAAAUUCCAUUUCGACGAGCUCGAGAGCGACUGGGUUGAGCAUGGCGGUGUCUGUGCAUUCCUGUUUGUGGUCAUGCUUGGAGGGUGUGCAUACAUUCGAUGGAACCUUGGUCGUUUGGACAAAGCGGAGAGCGCUGAGCGAGUACUUGAAAACCCUGUGCGAGCAGAAGAUGAGCAAUGGGGACUCAACGGCGCUGGGAAACCAAGAGCCCCUGGAGACAAGACGGAUGAGCGCUUGAGAGGAAAUGAGGCCAGAUAG
This is a messenger RNA of Saxophila tyrrhenica, 600 nucleotides long. RefSeq lists its product as uncharacterized. The record is from RefSeq and is a predicted model, not a curated record. NCBI's taxonomy places the organism in Eukaryota, Fungi, Ascomycota, Dothideomycetes, Mycosphaerellales, Extremaceae. Bases 1 to 600 code for a protein of 199 amino acids. The transcript is spliced from 3 exons.